Molecule: messenger RNA, 1172 nt
Organism: Geodia barretti
Lineage: Eukaryota; Metazoa; Porifera; Demospongiae; Tetractinellida; Geodiidae
Source: the annotation of a GenBank genome assembly
GUUCAGCCUGAGCUAGGUUGCUGGUACAGGUGAUGUACAAAGCGAGCGGAUCACUGAUUCGUUCCGCUGCUUGCGUCAGCGAAUUUCACCGACGAGCGGAAGAUCCUCGAGACUCCUACUGAGCCGGAAGCGACGAACCUACCUCAUCAACAUUCCUUCAUCAUAACUCUUGGCUGCGUGUCACCUGUAUCCACUGUUGCGCACUGCCAGCGGACGAGAACAAUGUCCUCGGGCAGCGGAGAAGAGAUGGGUAAGGACCAGACAACGGCAGAGGCGGCCACCGGAGCAGCAUCAGCCUCUCCCGAGGCCGGUCCGCAGCCUCCCUACGACGAAGACUUCAACCCUUUCUCAGAGAAAGACAAGGAGAAGAUUCUGCACGAGGAGGGGUGCAAGGAGGAAGCCGAGGGCUGGAAGUUUGUCAACAGUUCCCAGUACACUGAGGUGUGGAGAAAGGCAGACACCUCCAAACCAGUCCACCUCGUCAAGGGGUAUCUACAGUUCCCUGGUAUUCCACCCAAUGUAGUGGCAGAUUUGAUCCACAAUAGUGAGCGUCGGAAGGAGUGGGACACAUUCUUUGAUGUCAUAGAGGUUGUCGAGGAACACAAAAACUUCAGAGUCAUGUACUGGUUGUCGAAGCUCCCACUGACCAUCUCAGACAGAGACGUGGUCCAAUUCAUCCGCAGGGAGUACGACGAGUCGACAAACACCACCUACUUUCUCUACCGCAACGCCACUCACCCCAACUACCCCGAGAGAAGAGGAAUUGUCAGGGCAGAGACGAUUCUGUCGGGAGUGAUUGUACGUCCGGACCCAGAGGACCCUGGGUCCACCAAACUCUCCCUCAUGCUGCAGACCGACAUGAAGGGCUGGAUCCCUCACAUGAUUGUCAACACAAUUGCAGCACGUUCUCCGAAGCAGUGGAGAGACUCCCUCGCCAACUUUUACACCAACGUCUAUUCCAAGGAGCUGGAGAAACAACGAAGUAGUGGUGAUGGAGCUCAGGGGAAGGAGGAAGAUGGCCAGGGACAAGCAGAGGCGGGAGCGGAGAAACAAGAGUAGCUUUCUCAAAGCAGACCUUGUGUUAUCAUUAAUCAUAGUAUAUAGCCCACAGAGAGGGAUCAAUCAUGCUAUUAUGGGUGUAUGUUGUGCUUGUGGUGGUGUGAGAUCUCCUC